AUGUUAGCCCUGCUCUCGAGGCUGUUGCUUCUUGCCGCCGCCGCUAGCGCCCAGUUUGUCGACCAAGAGUAUCACAGCCGCAACUUCACCAUUGUCAAGUCACCCGGCAGCAGCAACGUCACCGUCGCAUACAAGGAGCCAAAUGGCGCUUGCAAGACGGCCUUUUCCUCUCAGCAACAGUACACGGGCUGGGUCAGCGUCCCCGGCGACUACCCCACCAACCUCUUCUUUUGGUUUGUCGAGGCCCGUCAAAAGACGGACAAGCUCACCAUAUGGCUCAAUGGAGGUCCAGGAUCCAGCUCCAUGUACGGCUUCUUCACAGGCAAUGGGCCAUGUGCUAUUGUCGAAAAGGGUCUCAACACAUACGAGACUGUUGCCAGGGACUGGGGCUGGGACCGCGGCUCCAACAUGAUCUUCAUCGACCAGCCCAACCAAGUUGGCUUCUCUUACGAUGUUCCCUCUGAUGGCACAAUGCUGUUUCCUAAUAACACUGUAAACAUUCCGCCAAACGCUACUUCAAGUACCAAAAACCCCUGGGCCGUUGCCAACGGCACAUUUGCCUCGAUGAACUCACAAUACACGGCCAACACGACUGAGAAGGCUGCUUUUGCGGUUUGGCACAUGCUCCAGGGAUUCCUUGGCACUUUUCCCCAAUACUUGCCACCAGCACCUCAACCUGUGUCCAUUAACCUGUUUGCGGAAAGCUAUGGUGGUCGCUACGGCCCCAUAUUUGCCGAUAUCUGGGAACAGCAGAACCAACUUCGCCGGGUUACGCCUGCAAGAACAAAUUCAACGCGCCAGGUACAGCUCACCUCUCUUGGCAUCGUCAACGGCUGCGUUGAUCAAGAGAUCCAGCAAGCUCUUUCUCCCAAAUUCGCUACCACCAACACAUAUGGCUUCAAGGCCUACAGCGAUGAGGAGGCCAAGUUUUACACGGACAAGUUCACCGCCGCUGGCGGAUGCGCCGAGAGGCUCAGACGAUGCGCCAACCUUGUCGAAACUUUUGACGCCAACGGCACCGGCACUACGAAUGGUGUCAAUCAGGCUUGCCAAAGAGCCAAUAGUGUAUGCACCGACGUCGACAGGCCAUAUUUCGCUGCUGGAAGAAGUCCUUAUGACCUCUCUGCGCCAAUCACAGACCCUUUUCCGCCAUAUAGCUUCGUCGAUUACCUGAACCAAGACUCUGUGCUUUCCGCCAUUGGCUCGCCGGUCAACUAUAGCAUGAAUAGCAACGCAGUCUGGUUUGCUUUUGACGCAACUGGCGACCUCUCUAGAGGCCAGAUUAUACCGCGACUAGCUAAGCUUCUCAACCAAGGCGUCCGUAUCGGCUUCAUAUAUGGCGACAGAGACUACAUCUGCCACUGGUUUGGUGGCGAGGCCAUCUCGCUGCAAGUCGCCAAAGAAGCUGGCGGUCAAUACCUCACCCAAUUUCCGGCAGCAGGCUACUCGCCCAUUAUUGUCAACAGUGAGUAUAUUGGCGGCGAUGUGCGCCAAUUCGGCAACCUAUCGUUUAGUCGUGUCUUCCAAUCCGGACACUCUGUGGCGUCAUAUCAACCUGAGACGGCGUUUCAAAUCUUUUCUCGCCUCACGACUGGCACCUCAGUCUCAACUGGGCAGUCCAUCGACCUGAGCACGUAUAGCACGUCUGGCUCAGCCAACUCAACUGCCACAGGCAAGCUGCCCAAAAUGAAGGAUACUGUCUGCUAUAUACGCGCAUUUCGAGAAACAUGCGACGAGGACGCGCAACAGUUGGCUGCCAGCGGUGACGGAGUCGUCAUCAAUGGUGUCCUUUAUAGUUCUUCUGCAGAUUGGUCACUCAUGACCAAGACGUCAACCCCGACCAAGGUUGUCACCACGAAGACAUCGAGCGCGACCCUAACCGGUGCGUACACGGCGACGGAUACGCCAAGGAAUGCGGCUGCAAGAGCAAGGCCAUCAUCAGCAUUUAAUAUUGCUGCGCUACUCGGCGCGGCAUUGUUGCCAGUGAUGGACUGGAUCUAA
Beauveria bassiana ARSEF 2860 is the source of this 2001-nucleotide messenger RNA. Its product is annotated as serine carboxypeptidase. The record is from RefSeq and is a predicted model, not a curated record. Lineage: Eukaryota; Fungi; Ascomycota; Sordariomycetes; Hypocreales; Cordycipitaceae. Gene Ontology annotation, biological process: proteolysis. Gene Ontology annotation, molecular function: serine-type carboxypeptidase activity. Bases 1 to 2001 code for a protein of 666 amino acids. Gene Ontology annotation, cellular component: fungal-type vacuole. The transcript has a single exon.